UAUUGUCAAUUUACCCAUUUUCAGUCAUUAUUAUUUUGUUCAUGCCACAAUCUAAUCUAGUAUUUUUUCCAGAACUUGUUGUGGUAGACUCAGUGUAAUUUUCUCCUUGAAAUGAUGGUUUAGGAGUGCCCUUCUCUGAGCCCAUAAAAAAGUGAGCAUGACCACCUCAUUACUUCAGCAAUAAAAAGAAAAAAUACAGCCUCCAGUGCAGUGUAAGCAAUGCCAGUGUGCAGAGUCCAACGGCUCGACUGGCUCAUUCUGUGGGAGAUGAUUGUCAAAGUCUUCUGUUCCAAGCUCAGACCAGCGACUGGCAUUCAGAGAUCAUGCCCUCGGGGAAGACGAUCAAGCUCAUCCUGUACGAGGUGCUGCAGUUUGCAGCUCUCGUCAUACCCAUCUUUGUGAUUAUGGAGAGGUUUGCCAGACUCAUACGUGACGUGAAAGGACGAGAUCUAACAGCUUACUGGUUAGUUGUGGCAGUCUCUAUGGCCUACGUGACCUCUGCGACCCUGCUGGUGUGGGUUCCUCUGAAAUAUCUGAUCCUGAAACGUAAGAGGUUCAUCUCAGAGAUCACACAGUGGAGACCAACACUGUUGGCAUAUAUCAUCCUCUGCACACUACCCUGCUUUGCUAUUUUAAUAGCCAGCUCCAAGGUGCAGGUGGACAGAGGACUCCUGCUCGACCAUUUCGCAGAGUUGCCUGUUUCCUUGGUGCUUUUCUCCCUCAUCUGUGUGGACAUCAUAGAGAGGAUUCGCCCCUGCAAGCUCAUUGGAAAAUCAGACAGCCUGGAUCCUGACCUGACCUAUUCAGGCCCCGUCCUCACCCACCUGGAACAUGUGACCACGUAGAAUGGCAGCGCUCAGGCAGAUGGCAGGACUUCAGCGGCUCACCCGGCCAUUCAAACCCAGCUUACGAGCCCCCCCGCUGCCUACGUGUACUCCUCACGUCCACGAUCCUACUCUGGUCCUGUGGGCUUCCUGUGGAAGAGGGAUGGAAGGGCAGAAGUGUUUCUGAAUAGCUUUAUGUUCUGGCACACUGUGGAUAUGGUGAGAGUGGCAGGGCAUCCAGAUGUAUUCUACUCAGUCUGGGUGUCCCCUCUAAUCUUUGCCUUCAGUCUACUCUCCGCGUGGUUCACUCCUAACAACCCGUUAUUGUCUUUUGCUGGAGUCGCUCUGCAGGACUUUCCUUAUGCUGUAGGUGCAGCAGACAGCCUGGAUCCUGACCUUGACAUAUCAGGCCCCGUCCUCACCCACCUGGAACAUGUGACCACAGUAGCCAGCCAGUUGCACACUGAUGAAGGCCAAAAUGGUUUGACCCAAGUCCAGCCAGAGGCCAGGAAUGGCAGCGCCUCAGGCAGAUGGCAGGACUUCAGCGGCUCACCCGGCCAUUCAACACCCAGCUUACGAGCACCCACCGCUGCCUACGUGUACUCCUCACGUCCACGAUCCUACUCUGGUCCUGUGGGCUUCCUGUGGAAGAGGGAUGGAAGGGCAGAAGUGUUUCUGAAUAGCUUUAUGUUCUGGCUUGACACUGUGGAUAUGGUGAGAGUGGCAGGGCAUCCAGAUGUCUUCUACUCAGUCUGGGUGUUUCCCAUCUACAUCUUUGCCUUCAUGUCUACUCUCCGCGUGGUCAUCACUCCUAACAACCCGUUAUUGUCUUUUGCUGGAGUCGCUCUGCAGGACUUUCCUUUCUUCAUCAUUCGAGUUGCUCUGAUUGCUGUGUUUGGUUAUGUAACUCCUGUGUUGUACCCGUUAAAAAAUGUGCUGGUGAGCCUGACUUUUAUCUACUUUACAUUCCUGACCAAGCUGAGGAUUUUCAAAAGGCAGAGCAUGUUUUGAGGAGGAGUGGCACAUUCUGUUGUUAAUGAAAGAUCCGCUUUGAUUGUGGAUGGUUGAACAGUUGGUGUAUUUAUGUGUGGGGGAGCAGCAGUACUGAUCAUGAAGAACAACACGUUUUGAAUUGCAAUGGCUGCACAUGUAUUGUACGACCAUUCAUCCAAACCAAAGUGUGAAAAAUGAUUCUGGUAGUUUGGAGCAAACAGUCAGCAAACUGUUCUCAUUUUUCUGUGACGUAUUUGAAUCCAAAUGUAUUUAUUGACACUGACGAUGAAGUUAUGUUUACCUGCUACAUUUUUCUUUUUUUAUCUAAACUCCAAACGGUGAUGAA
This is a messenger RNA of Larimichthys crocea (large yellow croaker), 2163 nucleotides long. It is a transcript of the gene tmem236, whose product is annotated as transmembrane protein 236. NCBI's taxonomy places the organism in Eukaryota, Metazoa, Chordata, Actinopteri, Sciaenidae. The record is from RefSeq and is a predicted model, not a curated record.